UUUACAAAUCAACGUGAGGAUCUGCCUUGAAGAAACUCUGCCUUGAAGUCUGGAUAGCAGAAGACACAGAUGAAAAAGACAACACUUUGCUGACUGGGAAUGAACUCCUCCAACUCAUCGACAGACUGUGAAUGGGUUUGCUGGUUCCAGAGGUGUGUGUAUGUGCCCAUUCUGGUCUUUGGCAUCCCUUUAAUCCUGGGCUCUCUGUGGCAGCUGCUGUUUCGCGUUCGACGCUGGAGUGAAUCCACCGUUUACCUUAUCAACCUGAUCAUCAAUGACAGCCUGCUGAUGCUGUCCUUGCCCUUUAAAAUACAUGCAUACAAGAAGGUAUGGACACUCGGGCGAACCUUCUGCUCCCUGCUGGAGAGCCUGCUCUACGUCAACAUCUACGGCAGCAUAUUAUUGAGUGUGUGCAUUGCUGUCGACCGCUAUAUCGCUCUACAGUUUCCAUUCAUUGCCUUGCGAUUGCGAUCUCCACGCAAGUCGGUGAUCGUGUGCCUAAUUCUGUGGAUAUUAGUAUUUGCAUGCAGCACUCCCAUCUACAAACUUCAUGAUGACCCUGUCAAUAAAACCGACAAAGUUUACUGUUUCCAGCAGUUCUCCAAUAAAACCUGGUCAAAGAGUUGGAUCGUGGUUUCGAUGGAGACUGUGUUUUGCAGCAGUACAAUAGUGAUGGUGUUCUGCUCGGUGCGAGUUGUGCAGAUUUUACACAGUAUGAGAGCACGAAACCCUGGCGAUGCUAAACUGCGCAGUAAUAAGAGCUUAAAAAUCGUGCUCAGCAACCUGGGGGUCUUUCUUGCAUGCUUCAUUCCAUAUCACAUAGCGGCUCUCAUAUACUUCCAUGCCAAGACGAACAAAUGGAAUGAAGAAACCAUCAGUCACCUGCGCUACUUUGUUCACGUCAGCAUAUGCAUUAGCAAUGUGAACAUCCUGGCAGACGGAGCGUGUUACUACUUCAUCCUUAAAGAGAACCUGGAGUGUGCGCAGAAAGAGAGGAGAAUGGCGAUACACGUCAGAGAGACGCGCAUACGGGGGGGAUCAAGGAGUCUUACGUUUGGAGAAAACCAUAAUGGCUCUUCUGUAAGCAGUGAAAAGAUGGAGAUAUGUGUGGAUACUGGUUUUACAUAAGGAUCUACAUAAACACUCAGGGAAAAGAUGGAGAUAUGUGUGGAUACUGGUUUAAAAUUAGGAUCUACACAAACACUCAGGGAAAAGAUGGAGAUACAGCGAGGAAAAAAAGUACUGAACAUGUCAUGUUUGUUUUGCUGGGAAUAAUAUUUCUAAAGGAGCUGUUGACAUGGAAUUGAACCAGAUUUUGGGUGAAAACCCAAACAACACAAACACAAAGAAAACAAAACAAAAAAUUGUGAAAAAUUAGUUAUGUGUAAUAUCAACGAAAUUACACACGUACUGAACUACUAAAGUGUAUUUAAUACUUUAUAUAAAAGACUUCAACAGAGUGUCAAAAUCUUGAGGGUUUUGUGGGCCUCGUCAAUCAAAUUUGAGCUUAAUUUUGUUUUCUCCAUUGGAUUCAGGUCAGGAGAUUGGCUGGGCCAUUCUACAGCUUGAUUUUCUUUCUCCGAAAGCAUUUGAGAGUUUCCUUGGCUGUGUUUUGGAUCUUUGUCUUGCUGAAAUAAUUUAAUCUUCAUCAUCCUGCUAAUGUAGUUAAAGCUGAACUGAAGCAGCUAAUAUUUAUUUACAAUGACAACAGGCAGAGGGUUGCUGAAGAACUACUGAGAGAUUUCAGCUGCUGUCUGGGCUUUCACUGCCUUUCUACACCUCCCUUUAAUCAUGUGUUCAAUACUUUUUCCCUGCGUCAUUUUAUUUUAUUAUUAAUAACUUAAUUUGUGAACUAAUUGUUUUUGUUUUCUUUGCAUAUAUGGAUUUCUUUGGUUGUCACUAACAUCGGGGAAAAUUUCAAGUCAACAGCACCUUUAGAAAUAUGUUUUCUGAGAAAAAUGGUGACGUGUUGAAUACUUAUUUUUCCCGCUGUAUGCGUGGAUACUGGUUUUAUGUAAGAAUCUACACAAACACUCAGGGAAAAUAUGGAGAUGUGUACAGAUACUGGUUGUACUUAGUGAUCUAUAUUAGGGUUGGGCGAUGUCCCAGCAUUGGCUCAGCAUUGUGAUGUGUAUUGCCGAUUGACGAUGGCAUCGUCUAUCGACCCAACCCUAAUCUAUAUAAACA
This is a messenger RNA of Danio aesculapii, 2187 nucleotides long. RefSeq names its product G protein-coupled receptor 55a (gene gpr55a). Gene Ontology annotation, molecular function: G protein-coupled receptor activity. The record is from RefSeq and is a predicted model, not a curated record. NCBI's taxonomy places the organism in Eukaryota, Metazoa, Chordata, Actinopteri, Cypriniformes, Danionidae. The transcript has 2 exons. Gene Ontology annotation, biological process: positive regulation of Rho protein signal transduction; phospholipase C-activating G protein-coupled receptor signaling pathway. Bases 100 to 1128 code for a protein of 342 amino acids. Gene Ontology annotation, cellular component: membrane.